UAUUGAUAUGUGCAUAUAUACAUAUGUACGUAGAAAGUCACAUUCGCAGUCUUCAUCAUCGCAAACACGUUAUUCUCUUAAUUUGUUUUUAUAAUAUUUAUGGGUGGCACACGUUCAGUGUCGUCAUUAUUCGCUCUCUGCAUUUGUUGUACAAACAGCUGAUAUGAGAAAGUGAUAUGAUUGCAAAAGUAAAAUUUUAGUAUUAAAAUGUCGUUUGAGUUAAUUAUCGAGUGUUUUCUGAAAUAUAACAUUUUUAAUCAUUUUAUCCGUUCAACUUGUUGUUAUUCUUGUUUGUGAUUUUCGACUAUGAUAUACGUGUGUGUUUAUAUAUCGCCGUUUUCCAUGUUCGCUUUCGACUUCCUUAUCUACUGUGCUACCGUUACUAUGAUUACAAAUGGAUACAAAAACGUAACUAAUAAUUGACAUUUUCUUUACUUGCCAUGGCUGUCGUUGGGUAUCUUAUUCACUUCGCAAUAGCGUUAGUUAUUGUGAAUAAAGAAGUGACGCCUACACGCGGAAUGCUUUACCCACGGGAGUCCGAAACGCGGGAGAUGCGUUCAUUGGAUGGAUUAUGGAACUUUGUCACAUCGGACGAAGCAAAUCCAACACAGGGAGUACGAGAUAAAUGGUUUGGAGACGAUUUGAGUAAGGUAAAAAAUGUGAUCCCCAUGCCAGUGCCUGCUAGUUAUAACGAUAUAACAACAGACAAUACAAUCCGCGAUCAUGUUGGUACUGUAUGGUACGAUCGCAAAUUUUUCGUUCCACGGUCCUGGGCGAAAGAUCAACGAGUAUGGCUUCGAUUUGGCAGUGUGCACUACGAGGCCUUUGUGUGGAUUAAUGGAGAAAUGGUCGUAAAACAUGAAAUGGGUCAUUUGCCUUUCGAAGCGGAAGUUACAAAUUUUGUAAAAUACGGCGAGGAAAAUCGUAUUACCGUUAUGUGCGACAAUGCGCUUAUACAAACCACAGUGCCUCAGGGAAAAAUUAGCGAAGUUAAGAAGGAUGGAGGAGUUGCAAUAGUUCAAACUUAUACAUUUGACUUCUUCAACUACGCAGGAAUACAUCGCUCCGUCCAUUUGUAUACCACACCAAAAACUUUCAUCGAAGAGGUUGAAGUCACUUCCGAUUUGGCAGAAAAUUCAGUGGGGCAUGUAUAUUAUAAAGUAAAAGUGAGCGGAACUGCCUCGAACGAAGCCGACAGUUCUCUACAAAUUCGAGUGCAACUGCGAAACAAAGAAGGUGCCAUUGUUUCCAAUAGUACAUCCAAUGGCGAUUUGACUGGUGUACUGGAAGUAAAUAAAGCAAAUCCCUGGUGGCCAUAUUUAAUGCAUCCUAAACCUGGUUACCUUUAUCAAAUGGAAUUAUUUUUACACGCUGCUGAUAAUACUUUAAUAGACAUUUAUCGACUGAAGGUUGGAAUACGCACACUUACCUGGAAUAAUACCUCAUUCCUUAUCAAUGGACGGCCAGUGUACUUCAGAGGUUUCGGCAAGCAUGAAGAUUCAGAUAUACGUGGAAAGGGAUUAGACUUCGCGUUACUAACUCGUGACAUGAAUUUGUUGAAAUGGAUCGGUGCAAAUGCAUAUCGCACUUCACAUUAUCCCUACUCCGAAGAGUCCAUGCAGUUUGCCGAUGAAAAUGGCAUUAUGAUAAUCGAUGAAUGUCCAAGUGUUGAUACGGACAAUUACAACCAGGCAUUAUUGGACAAACAUAAAUCCGCCAUGGAGCAGCUGAUACAUAGGGAUCGGAAUCAUCCAAGUGUGAUUAUGUGGUCUAUUGCGAACGAGCCCCGCACUAGUCCAUUUCAAGCCGAUUCUCACUUUCAAUUUGUAGCCAACUUCACACGUGCACUUGAUAGCACAAGGCCCGUAACUGCAGCCAUUGCCGUGCCCUCGGGCAGUGAUCGAGCUGCUAAACAUUUGGAUAUAAUAUGCUUUAAUCGUUAUAAUGGAUGGUAUAGUAAUCCCGGAAAAUUGGAUAUGAUCACUACAAACGUCGUCGAGGAAGCGAUUACUUGGAACAAAAAACACAACAAACCGGUGAUGAUUGGGGAAUAUGGUGCUGACACCAUCGAAGGAUUACAUUUGCUUCCAGCUUAUAUUUGGUCUGAAGAAUACCAAAAUGAAUUAUUCUCGAAGCACUUCAAGGCAUUUGACAUACUUCGAAAAAAGCAGUGGUUUAUUGGCGAAUUCGUUUGGAACUUCGCGGAUUUCAAGACAGCACAAUCGAUAACACGCGUGGGCGGUAAUAAAAAAGGGGUUUUCACACGUAAUCGUCAGCCAAAGGCCACGGCUCAUCUACUGCGAAAACGCUAUUUUGCCCUUGGUAGUGAAAUAGAUCAUUGUAAUGUUCCAGAGGAUAUUUUCCUUUAUAUCACCGAUGCAUCUUCAACUAUGUCGCGUAGUAAACGAGAGGGAGCUGAUUUAUAGAACGUGUUUAAAACCACUGAGUGUAUGUAGAUCCUAACUAAAUAAGUAAUAGCAGCUCCAAUUUCAAGUUCAAUUAAGCAUUUUACUUUUUGUCUUUUGACUGGCUGAAUUUUCGUAUAUCGUAAUACAUAAACAAAUUAUUUUGUAUUAAAAAAACAUAUUUUUAUACACAUGUAUUAAGCUUUAAUAAACUUAAUGUUAGUGUUAAUGAUAAUAAAGUGUUAAAUGUGUAUAUUACUUAUUGAGUAUAUUGUAGCUACAUACAUACAUACAUACAUGCAUAUAAACAUGAGCAAUUGAAAUAUUUCCAUUGGACCUAAGGUCUAAAUUUUAUACAUUUGGUACAAUAUUACAGCACUUUAAGACUUAAAAGACAUUUGUACAGAGUUUAUACACAAAUAAGUAAAAAAUAAUAAUAAUUGUACGAGUAAUUCACAAAUGCCUUAAAUUCUGUAUGAUUUUGUUUAUGCGUUACUGUAAAAUGAUGUACAAGUGCUUUAAUUUCAAGAUAUGUUAUAAAGUAACGAAUAAAUAUUUAUUUAUUGCACCCAAAGA
Anastrepha ludens (Mexican fruit fly) is the source of this 2981-nucleotide messenger RNA. RefSeq names its product beta-glucuronidase. Gene Ontology annotation, biological process: carbohydrate metabolic process; glucuronoside catabolic process. Gene Ontology annotation, molecular function: carbohydrate binding; beta-glucuronidase activity. The coding region runs from base 441 to 2426 and encodes 661 amino acids. The transcript is spliced from 10 exons. The record is from RefSeq and is a predicted model, not a curated record. NCBI's taxonomy places the organism in Eukaryota, Metazoa, Arthropoda, Insecta, Diptera, Tephritidae.